AUGGAUAUCACUCAUGCCCUGGUGCUUGGUGCUGUUCUUGCACUGUGUGUGUUCUACGCUCGGCUCAACAGCAAGUUCUCUCGACUGCCUCCUGGCCCACCUGGACUACCCAUCAUUGGCAACAUUCUCCAAGUACCCUCCAAGCUUACCUUCCUGAAAUUCGCACACUGGGUGAAGCAGUAUGGCCCAAUAUACAGCAUCAAUGUUCUGGGACAACCAUGGGUCGUGAUCAGCGAUAUUGACACGGCCGCCGAUAUCUUAGACCGGAUGUCGAAUGAGACUGGCGAACGUCCUCGAUUGAUCAAGGCUAAUGAGUUUCUAGAACAUGGGCGUAAUUUGUCUAUAAUGCCUAAGAAUGACCUAUGGCGUGCCAUGAGGAAAGCCACGCACGAAAGUCUGAAUGGUCGAGCGAUAACGAAUCGUCUAUUUAUCCAAGAGGAGGAGGCUGCGCUCCAGGUCCAAGGACUACUACUUCACCCCGAGAUUCCGAUAGAAGCUCCCGUACAUCGAAUUACUUCGUCACUCAACAUGCGUAAUCUUUAUGGCAUGCCGUCCAUUCCUCUCCAAGGACCAAGUCCAUCGCAUCGUCUGGAAGAGAUCGGUAAGGUUCUGUUCGACGCGAUGGUGCCCGGUCGAUCAGCAGUGAAUAUAUUCCCUCCCUUAAAGUAUUUGAUUGCCCGAUCCCAAUGGUUGAGAGGCCCGGCAGACAAGAUCUAUAAGGAGUCUACGGAUGAGUGCAUUAAGCUGCUGAGAAGCGAGCCGGUUGAUGGAGACCGGUUCCUCAGUAGCGCACUUCGAGAGAAGCAAUCCAUACACGGUAUGUGCUUGGAAGAUUCCGCCUGGUUAGUUGGUAUGCUCCAUCUAGUCGCGCAAUAUACUACGUCCAUAGCCAUUCUCUGGCUAAUCAUGGCCUUCACGCUCUAUCCGGAAGUUGUCAAGAAAGGCCAGCUGGAACUCGAUUCUGUUGUUGGACACCAUCCUCCAACAUUCGAAGAUUUAACACAAUUGCCGUACCUCGAAGCGAUUGUCAAGGAAGUCCUGCGAUGGCGUCCCCCGGGUCCAAUGAGUGUGGCAAUAAACCGUGACCCGACCGCUUAUUCAAACGGUCACGGAUUCAACCCGGAUCGUUUCCUCACUUCAGAAAACGAGAUUCGUGAGCCACCUUCUGAUACACACGAUGACUUUCUCUCCUUUGGCUAUGGUCGACGAGUUUGCCCCGGGAGAGAGGUUGCUAUCCGGACUCUUAAAAUCUGCGCUGCCUAUCUGCUCUGGGCAUUCGACUUCCAGAAGGCAAGAGACGACGAUGGGAACGAGCUAUUCCCAAACGACAUGGAUAUGAUGGAUGUGGGGCCCACUGUAUAUCCUGCACCUUUCCAAUCCCAAAUGAUUCCCCGUCAUCCGGAUCUGGAGGAACGACUGCGCCAUUGUGGACCCAAAUAA
Dacryopinax primogenitus is the source of this 1440-nucleotide messenger RNA. RefSeq names its product cytochrome P450. Gene Ontology annotation, molecular function: heme binding; iron ion binding; oxidoreductase activity, acting on paired donors, with incorporation or reduction of molecular oxygen. Lineage: Eukaryota; Fungi; Basidiomycota; Dacrymycetes; Dacrymycetales; Dacrymycetaceae. The coding region runs from base 1 to 1440 and encodes 479 amino acids. The transcript has 9 exons. The record is from RefSeq and is a predicted model, not a curated record.